Miscanthus lutarioriparius is the source of this 459-nucleotide messenger RNA. The record is from the annotation of a GenBank genome assembly. Lineage: Eukaryota; Viridiplantae; Streptophyta; Magnoliopsida; Poales; Poaceae.
AUGGAUGGGUUGCCUAGAGAGCUGUGCCUCAAGAUCUUCCACCUCCUGGAUCACCAGUCCCUCGCUUCUGCUCCCCAAGUUUGCAGGAAAUGGAGUGCGUUGACCUCCGACGAUGAACUGUGGCGCAAGCUGUUCAACGACAGGUGGGGAGCGGACGCCGCAGCGUUCUACGCGCCGGAGGGCUCCAAGUCUUGGAAGGACGUUUUCGUCGUGCAGGACCGGUGCGACCGAUACGGACUGGGUGUUAGGAUCAUCAGGGAAGGGAAGGACUACUACCUGAUCUACCAGGGCGAGAUCCAGAGGUACUUGGGCUCCCGCCAGGACACGGACGGCGACUGCGGCAAGAACGCGCCGCAGCAGGACGCUGGGGACGAGCACCGGCAGAUAUCCAACCGGAUCCUGUUCUUCCUUGGGGAUCUGGAGAAAGCCUGUGCGGACGCCAAACGUGUCAAGGCCUGA